Arabidopsis arenosa is the source of this 663-nucleotide messenger RNA. Lineage: Eukaryota; Viridiplantae; Streptophyta; Magnoliopsida; Brassicales; Brassicaceae. The record is from the annotation of a GenBank genome assembly.
AGAAAAGCAAGUGAUCUUUGUGUGUGUGUAUAUGCUAAUUUUGAGACCUUGUUUUUUGUUUUCCUCUUUCCGUUGCUCGAAGCCAUGGAGUCUCCGAGGAACCAUGGAGGCUCUGAAGAGGAGGAAUACAGCAGUUGUGAGUCAGGGUGGACUAUGUACAUAGAAGAAGCCUUCCAGCGAAAUGACCAUUCAUCUGUUGUUGUCGAUGAUGAUGAUGAUGAUGAUGAUACACUGGUAAAAGAGGCUGAUGAUGGCUAUGAGAACGAUAUUGGCCACAAUAGUGAUGAUGGAGGUGAUGAAGAGAGUGAUGAUUCCAUGGCUUCUGAUGCAUCCUCGGGGCCUAGCAAUCAGCUUCCAAAGAACAUCAACAAACAUGCAGCUAGGAAGAAUGGUACUAAACAAGUCUACCUUCAAAAACGCCAACACACAGAGAAAACAUUGAGCAACGAAGGAGAAAAAUCAGACCUCAAAGCUAGAACAAGAACAAGUGCAGCUAGUCGUGUCCAGAGUAGAGGCAAGGUGAGCAAAACCAAAUAAAACUCAUGGCGAAUAAGAGAAGAAGAUAUGGGGGUUCACAAAGAAUCCAAAUCCUGUAGUGAAGAGAGACGUUUCAAAGGGCUCACCAAUCGUGUUGUUUGCCUUUAAUAAGCCAUGUGUAGGUAG